This is a messenger RNA of Marchantia polymorpha subsp. ruderalis, 782 nucleotides long. Lineage: Eukaryota; Viridiplantae; Streptophyta; Marchantiopsida; Marchantiales; Marchantiaceae. The record is from the annotation of a GenBank genome assembly.
UAUACUUCACAGCAGCAAUCUUCGCGUACAUAUCGUGUAUUGAAUUUUUAUGAUCACGCAUCUUCACCUCCAAGUACACAGUGUUCCGACUCGCUGAGACUGAAUUCGUCCAUACUCUGGGAGUGCUACACACACCGACGCAACACCACAGAGAGGAUCUCGGCGCUGUGUCCAACGUAGUCGGAGUUGUAACAGUCUGUGUACGAGCGAGAUCUCUUGAAGCUUGUUUCUGUGGACCAUAUCUGUGACUAAAGUUGACAAUUGUCGACACAAAAUGAUGAGGGUCGUGGAAGCGAUUCCCGAUUAUGGCAGACGAGUCUGCAGGCUGGAGCUUCUGAUCUUGCUAGCCAUAACGUUCUCGCUGUCUGAAAGAGGACUCUUCCCUUCAGAGGCCUACUCGGAAGACAGCACUGCAGAUUUGAAGUUGCAACCUUCCAAAGGCUGUAGAUCAUUACGACCAAAAUCGUUUCAUCAUCUUGAAGAUCCUUCAAGCUUGAUUCACAUGGAUGUCAUCGUGGAAAAGUUUCCCAGCGAACUACAUGGUCGAAGAAUUCUGGCCGAGUCGGCCUCUUCCUCCAUGGAUACAAGCUCUGAUGUACUUGUUGCAGGUCAAGGCCCUCCUGUAUCUCCAAACCCCCCUCCAAGUAACACCCCGUGACGGAUGUAGGAGAGUACGGAUAGUAACAUUUGGGUGAGAAAGAGAAGGAGAUAGUGAGACAAUUUGCUUUGACAAAGUAACGUCAAAUAUUAUUCUACUCAUGUCAUUUCUUCCACAUUGAUCC